AAAUAUCAGCUACUCUCCAUAACAACAACAUGGUGCGCUCAUGGUUGAUUUUUGCAAGCCAUCUUUUCGUUAUCUUGCUCUUCUUUUGCCAUACUAAGGGCGCCAACAUCGUCCUUGCACCGCUGUUUGGAAGCAGUCAUUACAUCUUGUUCAGAACUAUCGGAGAAGAACUGGGAAGUCGAGGACAUCAGGUAUAAUAUUGUUUCGAUCUGUGACUGUUAUGUUAUGUUUUUACUCUGGUUUUUACUAGUUCAUUUGAUUUGUUAGGUUACAUGCAUGAUCGACGUUGCAGACAUAAUAUUGCAAUUUUUUGCUUUUAUUGCCUCGUGUGCAUUUACUCCGGCCUCAUAAAUGGUCUCACCGUGCGCUUCAAGAAGAAAAGAUAUCGAUGCAUAGGCCAACUAUCAGCGCCCCUAGUGCAGUGCGAUCUUUAAUUUACUUAUGUGCAGGGUUGAAAUUGUUAAAACACAUCAAAAUAUAAAAUGCCUCGUGGAUAUAAAGUGGGAAAAUGCAAACUGAUAAAUUCAAAUUUCUUUCUGCGGCAGCAAGGAAGAUUACGGUUCUUUCAGAGUUCAAAUCGAACGGUUCAGUGGCAGUGAGUAUUCAGGAAUCGCUUGCAAAACUUGCAGAUAAUGCCUAUCCGUUCUGAGUUCAAGAAUCGCUACUUGUAUUUGGUGUUUUGCAAAACUCUUCCCUCGACACACAACAUAUCUUAUCAAGUGAAAAUCACUGUGAAAUAACUACAGCCAGUAUCAGUCAUUUAUAUCCUCUUUUAUCUUCUAUAAUUGCGCCUAAAUAUAUUGUCCUUAGGCCUGCUCGUAGUCCUGGUGGUGGUGACACCAGUUAUGCCAGUCUUUUGAGUCUACUUCCUCAACGCAAGAAAUCUAGUUCCCCUGGCUCAUUACAGACAGUGUGAAGAUUUGUUCGAAACAGAGCAGGAGGUUACUAUAAACUGCCGCCUGCCUGAUUACUGAUAAACCACAAAUUUUGCAUAUCGUUUGUCACGCAACACAACGGAGCACGGAAUGAUCUUCCUCCACAGGCUUUCCUAAGGGUUCGCGAGGAUCAUGGAACAACCGAGAAGCGCGAGAGCUGGAGACAAGGGAGAAGCGCAAAGGGGGUAUUGUGGCAACGAGCGCGCUUUUCUUGAAUUAACAUAAAACUCAAAUAUCCCACAAAAAGUGAUUGUGAGCGAUAUGGGAUGACAUAGCGAAAGGAUCAUUUCCUUCCAACCUAAGCAGCGACAACCCCUCAAUCAAUCAUUUCUUGCUGCCGUCAGUAGUUCUUGAGCAGCUAGCUCGUCAAUUUUUCAAUUUUACUAGUUUUAAUAUCAUAACGAUUGACAUCAUCAUCAUCAUCAUCAUCAUGACUUUAAUUAUGCUACUACUACUACUACUACUACUGCUGCUGCUGCUGCUGCUGCUGCUGCUGCUGCUACUACUACUACUACUACUACUACUACUGCUACUGCUACUGCUGCUGCUGCUGCUGCUGCUGCUGCUGCUACUGCUACUGCUACUGCUACUGCUACUACUACUACUACUACUACUACUACUACUAUUAUUAGUGCUGUUUUGUUUUAUCUUUUGAUUAUCAUAUACAUGCUUUUGUAAUACUGUAAAAUGAUGCGGUCAUGCAAAUAAAGCAAUUUAUUACUAUUACUAUUACUACUACUACUACUUUUAUUAUGAUUAUGAUUAUGAUUAUGAUUAUGAUUAUGAUUAUUAUUAUUAUUAUUAUUUACAAACACGGUAACAAAGCAAAGUAACAAAGCCUCUAUGGUCGCCCAUGGCAGGGUGGCAUUGGUUGUGGGUGGGUGAAGGGAAAGAGGUUUGCCUCUUGAUCCUCCUUCGGGAGCUGUAAUGACUUUCAGUAAAUUUUAAAAACAGAGUUCGUGAGUAUGUGUGUAAGAACAAAUACAUCAUUGCAUACAUGCAUAUCCAGAGACUAUUUUGAUCCCUUCCAAUCCAGGUCACAUUGCUUCUUUCUUCGACCCAGUCUUAUAAGCCCAGUGAUGCGUUUACAACCGAAGUCUACCAAGUUCCUUAUGAGCCCGACUUUAUAGAGAAGUUUUUGGCCAGAAGUAUGGAAAAAGACAACAAUAACACAAGCGAUCAAGCCUCGGGUUUCGACAUACUCAACAACUUGGCUGAAAACCAUGCAAACUUUUGCAGAAGCUUAGUGAAGUGGGAAGGUAUGGGAGUAUAUUAAUGUUGCUGAUUCUGCGUCCGCUUCCGAAUAUAGCCGCUUUCCGUCGCUCCCCGUCGUCCGCUGGGGCGUCACUCGAGGAAGACACAAGGCGUGAAAGGUCCUCAGCGGCGGCGAACGUUGACAGGGCGGCUGGCGGCCUCAAACAUGCGCUUUGCUUUUUCAUUGCCAAAGUUGUUGGUAAGUAAUUCCCUGUUGUCGCCGCUAACGCCUUGAGUUUCCUUUAGACAAGUAAAUGGCUCCAUUCUAAUGAAUAUUCAGUUUCCCUUGCUGUUACCCUGCCACUUUUUAAAAUUUCGUUUUCUUUUAUAUUUCCUUAUCUUUUGGUAUUUUCACCCAUUAUGUAUUAGUGUAGUUGAAACACCGGUACCGUUAUUAAACAUUGAAAAAUUGGACAACCGCAAUUAAAAAUGAUGAAAUUCAGGGAAAUAGAAUUACUCCAAGAAGCUGCAAUUCCGGAGUUCGGGGCAUCAGAAAAUUUCGGUAUGUAGGGAUUUAGAAAUGGGAAGAUUUUUCGCCGACAUCGUUAAGUUUAACCAAUGUGUCAAUUCAUAUCAGGAUGACCUUUAUAAAGAAGAUGCAUAAACAGAACGUUACUAAGUUGGGAUCGCGAAAAUUACAUUUCGCCAAAAGUGACUAAGUAUUUGGCCACAGAUUAGACUAUAAGUGGGAACGGGGUAUGGGUUCUGUGCCCCACAUACCCAGCAAAAAUUAACCCAAGUAACCCCCCUCCCCCCUCCCCCCGGGAGAAACCAUUACCCUGGUUCCGUCAGUUCUCGAAAUACCUUUUUUGUGUGUGUUUGUUGUUUAUUAGCUAUGCUUUGCAUCAGCUCAAUUGUUUCAAGUUUUGGGUUAAUCAUUGAUGUCAGUCAUCUUCCAAUUCCAGCCCAUUAACAAACAUCUCGCUAUAUCGAUCUGGGGCUGAUGUCUGACCUAACGUAUCUAAAUGAUAUUUUUCUGUACAGGUAUCAAAGGCCUAAAGCCGGAUGUUAUUGUUGGGGAUUCACAUUUCAGUUGCAGCGGAGUUUUAAAUGAUCUUCUAGAUUCUAAGCUCGUUCUUAUCUGCCCGUCAGGAUUAACGCAUGGCAUGUUACCAAUUUUCAAGAACCCCAACCCGUUAUCAUACGCACCUCAGCCGUUCUCAGGCUUAGACGAUCAGAUGGACUUCAAGGGUCGAAUGAUAAACGUUGCUGGGUGGCUACUGACUAACUUUGUUGGGCGGGUGUUUAUGUUUCCAGCUGUAGACAAGAUAAAAAAGGAGUACAAUAUCAAGCCAGAAGUAAGCACAGAAGAAGCACUAGGAAAGGCGGAGCUUAUGCUUGUGCAAACGCACUUCGCCUUGGAUUUUCCAAGGCCACUGACUCCAUGUAUGUGGCAUUUAAAAUGAGAUAUCAAUUUCAAUUUAUACUGAUAUUUUCGAUUGAUACAGUGAAACAAGGGGCAAGCAACAAGGUACAGUUAUAGUUUGUAUUCUGCCAUGUCAAGUGUCGCGGGCAGUUUUAUUGGGCGGAUCUCAAGUACAGGUCACAUUCCACGGAUCAAGAAUACAGGUCACUGCUCCAUCGAUAAGUUACCAAACCACACAGAUCCCCCUUAAUGAACAGAGCAUUUUGUUAAGAGAUUAGGGCUAUGAGACACUUAUAAUGCUGUUCAUUUAUCUGUAUCAUGGUGACCUGUACUCUUACCUGUGGAAAAGUCAGGCCUGUAUUUUAGACCAGCCGGUUUUAUUGUCACUUGGCGGCACGAAUUAAAAAUCAAAACCUGUGCCGUAGGCUCUUUAUGUGAUAAUCGACCAAUGAAUUGGUAAGAUGAAUAGAAGUGUUCUCAAUUGAAAUUUAUUUCUUUAUUUCGGAUUUAUAUGCUUGUAUUCUACAUUUGACUAUCCUUCAGUUUUUGUUUGUUUGUUUGUUUGUUUUUUUUUUGUUUCAUCUGUCUAACAACAGCGAUAAUAGUGACAGGUCCGAUUCUGCCGAAACCAGCCAAACCUCUACCAAUCGACCUUGAAAAGUUCAUGGCGAGCGCAGGCGAUGAUGGAGUGAUAAUUGUUUCCUUUGGUUCUAUGAUGUCUUCUUUGCCAAUUCCAACCAUAAAAAUGUUGGCUAAGGUACUCGGUGAAAUGAAGCAAAAGGUCUUAUGGAAGUUAAAAGGUAAGUGCCACGUUUACUAAGAGGCUACAAAACAAAAACAAAAAAGAGGCUGCAAAAAUAUUAUCUGUAAUCUAUCGCCCUAUGAAAGGGAAUCCAAGACAGUCUUGGAUACUGGAUUCCACGCCGCGGAUUCCGGAUUUCAGGUGCUGGACUCUCUCAGUGCAAGUCUUUGUCAGUGGAACUUGUAUUCUGGAGUCUAAUCGUUGGUGGAUUUUGGUUUCUUUUGGCUGUGUUCCGGAUGACAUGGCCCAGGAUUCCGGAUUCCACAAGCAAAAGUUUCCCAGAUUCCGGAUUCCACUGAUCCUGAGUUUCCUAUAAAUUGGAGGGGUCCACUUGUCGGUUGUCUGGUAAAAUUCAUUCACUUUGUCGGCAGUCAGUUAAAAUUUUCGAUCUUUGUCGGUUGUCGGUAAAUCUCAGUUAAUAACUAAAAAACUAUGUUAAUUAUUGAUAUUUGUUAUAAAAUUCACCCAGUUUCAAGACUGAGUGCUAUGUAACAUGUAAAACUUGUAACUUGUAAAAUUGCAUCAUUUGGUUGCAUUUAAACUUCAUUAACUCUGGUUUGUUUUCGCGUAAAUACCCCAGCUUACAUUGGGCGAUUAACUAUUAAAGGGGCUUAAUAGAGGAUUUAGGUACUAGGUCUACUAAAUCCGCCGCAAAACAGCAGAUCAGGUAGGAAUGGAAAGUGCUCGCAGCUUUUUGCUGGUUUACACCACUUUCACGGUCAUGAUUUCCUUAUCCGCAUGCAUCUAAUUACGCACGGCACUAAUCGGUAAGCCAGCAAGCCAGCAGUUUUCCUGACUUAUUUUGCACAUCAUGAGUCAACCCGAGGUUUAUGAAGCCCGGUUGGAAAGCUGGAGCUAACUAGCCUGCAAAUCAAGACGAGAAGGCGAGAAACCUCUCAGAACUUCCUCCGUGUGUAGUCGCCAUUUUGGAUUUUGAAAGAAGAGCUGGGAGUCUGGAGAUAGUAGAUAAUGCGAUGCCUUGCCUCGGUUCCCGCUUUUUCUCUUCCUCUUGUGACUUGUAGUCCCCAGGCUCUAGAAAACUCUUGUAGGGCAGGAUAAGAACAUGUCGUUACUACCUAACGUCCUUUUGUAUUUUUAACUAUCGAAAUAGGAAAUUUGUUGAGCUCUAAGCCAUCAAACAUCAAGACAGUUGACUGGAUGCCACAGAAUGAUGUACUUGGUCACCCCAAAACAAAGCUGUUUCUUUCUCACGUGGGACACAACAGUAUGUACGAGGCUGCCUACCACGGUGUCCCCAUUGUUGGCUUUCCUAUGUGGAGCGAUCAGCCGGAAAAUGCUCAGCAGGUCGUGCGAGCGGGAAUGGGACUCUGGUUAGACAUCAACAGUGUCAAAGAGGACGAACUGCGCAUGACCAUUUCCAGAGUUAUGACUGAAGCAAGGUAAACACAUAACGGCCUACAUUACUCCCCCCCCCUCACCACCACCACCACCACCCCCCUUCCAAAACCUUUUCAGUUCGAUCUCAAAUAUCAAUGGCAGCUAUUUUGGUGGUAUUAAGGUUGCUGUUAGAAGGGGCUCUCCAUCUUUCUGUUGUGUUAAAAGGUAAUUAUUGAGUUCUUUACUUUGUGAUCAUUGAAUUGAAAAACUUAGUUAUUGGUGUUAUACUCCUUGUUUGUUUCUGUGGCGACCAUCGUAAGCAUUUGUUAUUUCCAAAUGGACGUUAUAGUUAUUGUUAUUAUGAAGUAAGUUGUAGGCGUAAAAUAUAGACAGUAAAGAAAACUUUCAAUUUAAUUACAAACUUCAUGGUCAAACAUUGCCUUUGAUUACUCUCCACAGUUUCAAAAGCAACGCAACAGGUAUCUCCCGCUUACUCAGAGACCAUCGUCGCACGCCUCUGGAGCUGACAGCUGACUGGAUUGAGUUUGUGUUAAGGCAUAACGGGGCACCACAUCUUCGGAUCCAAGCCUUUAACAUGCCCUGGUACGAAGAGAAUUCUGUAGAUGUCGGAAUGUUUCUUUUAACUAUGAUUGCUUCUUUGUUGGCAUGUACCAUGUUGUGCUGUCGAUGUGCGUGUAAAUGUUGUAGAAGAAACCAACCAAAGCCAAAGGUCGACUGAUAAUCAAUUAGAGCUUUAAAACAAACUUUUAAAACUUAUAUGAUUACACAAAACAUCUUUCAUCGUGUUAGGACUCCGAAAAAAACUUGUUACUGGCUUCUAUUAUUAUCAUUGUUAUAUUAUUACUAUUAUUACUAUUAUUAUUAUUAAUUCAGUAUUAGUUCAGUGGAUUUAUUCCAGAUUUGGCGCUAAUCAAUUUCCUUUCUCGGAGAACGAGAAAGAAAUGUUGAGACGACCUUAGGAAACGCCAAACCAUCUUUAACAGCCUUUCAACAUGUCACGGUAUCGCACAGCAAUAUUAUUGUCAAACUGUGUAAACAUGUUUCCAAUAUUGAAAGUGAGAUAAUUUUGAAGCAGUGCUGGAAUCGUUGACUGGAGUAUCACGAGUAUUAUCAUUGCCAGUGUUCAACCAACACCACAGCUGAGGCUCGAUCGAUUUUCACCGCUCUCUCGGCUUGCAGUUACGUGAGCUGCUGAUGCAAAAAAUUAUGGGAUAGAAAUAAAAAGUAUCAUGGCAUGAGAAAGCCACUAAGCUAGGCUACUAAGCCAAUUUUGAGAGCUUAUUGACAUACACGACUAAGAUUUUAUGGGUUCUGUAAAUGACUGCAAAUGAUAAGCGGAUUGCUGGACUGCACGAAGGACCACAAGGCGUGCGGAUCAGUGACUACCACAAAAUCGUACUGGGAAGAGUUUAAAUCUAAAAAUUAGCAGACACACUGUUUGUUUUAGGCACUUUCAAUCGCUGUUACUUUUAGGGUUGCAUCCCAUAAUUUUCUGAAUUCUGGCAGGAGAUAACUCACGUGACGCCUAUUAGCAAAGGGCCUAAUAAUUGGCCACUGACGACACUCAAACAAUAUACUGAGCCAAGAUCGAUAGAGGCCAGUAACCCUCUCUUGAGUGACCUAUAUAGUCCGAACCAAACCUGAGGGAAGAGAAAACACGCGCGGGCAGGUUAGUUUUGAUUUUGAUUUUAUUUUUCAGAUUAGCUUUAAAUAUUCAAUCAAUUUAGUGUUCUUUUGAGCUCAUCUCGGCAUGCAUUAUGUAGCUAUGCAAAUUAAAUCAAAGCAAUCACGAAAUCUCUUCUGCAUAAGUAGACCAGAGUCCUAGUCGCAGUUAAUAUAUUACUGAUACUAUAAUUAAAUAUUGAUUAAACAUUAGCC
This is a messenger RNA of Porites lobata, 7594 nucleotides long. NCBI's taxonomy places the organism in Eukaryota, Metazoa, Cnidaria, Anthozoa, Scleractinia, Poritidae. The record is from the annotation of a GenBank genome assembly.